Messenger RNA from Hevea brasiliensis (rubber tree), 1744 nucleotides. Its product is annotated as trimethyltridecatetraene synthase. NCBI's taxonomy places the organism in Eukaryota, Viridiplantae, Streptophyta, Magnoliopsida, Malpighiales, Euphorbiaceae. Bases 79 to 1614 code for a protein of 511 amino acids. The record is from RefSeq and is a predicted model, not a curated record. The transcript has 2 exons. Gene Ontology annotation, molecular function: iron ion binding; heme binding; oxidoreductase activity, acting on paired donors, with incorporation or reduction of molecular oxygen.
UCUCCUCUAUAAAUAUCAAUCACCACUUCCAUUUUCUGUCACUGCCACCUCUGCAAAUCACAACCCAAAACCACAAAAAUGGAAACUCCUUCUUGGGUUGCCUAUGCCGCUGCCUGGGUUGCCACCGUAGCUCUAGUCCUCCUCUCCCGUCGUCUCCGACGCCGUAAACUCAACCUGCCACCCGGCCCAAAAUCUUGGCCCAUAAUCGGAAACCUUAACCUUAUAGGCUCACUCCCCCACCGCUCCGUCCACGCCCUCUCCCAAAAAUAUGGUCCCAUUAUGCAACUCAAAUUCGGGUCUUUCCCGGUGGUUGUAGGCUCCUCCGUCGAAAUGGCCAAAACUUUCCUUAAAGCCCAUGACCUCACCUUCGUUGACAGGCCAAAAACCGCCGCCGGAAAAUACACAACCUAUAAUUACAAAGACAUUACAUGGUCACCCUAUGGAUCCUAUUGGCGACAAGCACGUAAAAUAUGCGUUAUGGAGCUUUUCAGCGCAAAACGCCUAGAAUCAUACGAGUAUAUACGAGGAGAAGAGCUAAGAUCGCUCCUUAAAACCCUUUUCUCGUCGAGUGGCAACCCCAUAAACUUGAAAGAUCAUCUCUCAGAUCUUAGUCUGAACGUUAUAAGCCGAAUGGUAUUGGGGAAGAAGUACACAGUGAAGAAUGAAGGUGAGAACGAGAUUGUGACGCCGGAGGAGUUCAAAGAGAUGCUGGAUGAGCUUUUUUUGCUUAACGGGGUGUUGGAUGUAGGGGAUUCGAUCCCUUGGCUUGCUUUCCUGGAUUUACAAGGGUAUAUAAAGAGAAUGAAGGCUUUGAACAAGAAAUUUAACAGGUUCUUGGAGCAUGUUUUGGAUGAACAUGAUGCCAGGAGAAAAGGGGUUGAAAACUAUGUGGCUAAGGAUAUGGUUGAUGUUCUUUUGCAGCUCGCUGAUGAUCCUAAUCUUGAGGUUAGGCUUGAAAGAAAUGGAGUCAAGGGAUUUACGCAGGAUAUGAUCGCCGGGGGAACUGAGAGCUCGGCAGUGACAGUAGAGUGGGCAGUUUCCGAGCUCUUGAAGAAGCCGGAGAUUUUCGAUAAGGCGACAGAAGAGCUGGACAGGGUGAUUGGAAGAGAAAGAUGGGUAGAAGAGAAUGACGUUGUUAAUUUACCAUUUAUUAAUGCAAUUGCUAAGGAGACUAUGCGUUUGCAUCCCGUAGCACCCAUGUUGGUUCCUAGACUCUGUAGAGAAGAUACCCAAGUAGCUGGUUAUGACAUUCCAAAAGGCACUCGUGUCCUCGUCAAUGUAUGGACUAUAGGGAGGGAUCCCAGCAUUUGGAACGACCCUAAUGAAUUUUGCCCUGAAAGGUUCCUUGGUAAAGAAAUUGAUGUUAAAGGGCAUGACUUUGAGCUAUUGCCAUUUGGCGCUGGAAGGAGAAUGUGCCCUGGCUAUCCUCUUGGUAUAAAGGUGAUUCAAGCAAGUCUGGCAAAUCUUUUACAUGGUUUUAAGUGGAAAUUGCUAGGAGACAUGAAGAAAGAGGAUUUGAACAUGGAGGAAAUUUUUGGGCUUUCUACUCCUAGAAAAUUCCCACUUGUUGUUGUUGCUGAACCUCGCCUUCCAUCCCAUGUUUACUCUCUGUGAUCUUUGUUUGGUUGUUUUUUUUUCCCCCUCUUACCAGGGUUUUAAUCACUAAUACAUGAAUGGUCAAAUAAUUCUCUAUUACUGGGGGCUUGUAAGAUUGCAGUCAGACAAAUCUAGUGUGCUUACACAA